AUUUACCUCUCACGAACCACCACGAUGGACGCCAUGAAGAGGCUCGGGGCAAGGGCCAGUGCGUGUUCAGUGUGAGCUGAUCUGACGCCGGCCAUGAGGUCUCGCCAAAACGGCAUCAUUGAUCCAAUGCUUUUCCAGCUUAGCCUUUUGGCUUUUCUCUCUCUCUCCCCUGUCACAACAUGGCCGUGGCGCUUGAGAACCCCCGGAGCCCCUCAACUCGACUCCCGUCAAGGCCGUUCUUGUACUCGCACAUAGGAAAGCAUCGUGAGAGCUACCUAGUACAGGUUUAUUACAGCACGCCAGAAACGUCUCCAACGGAGCUCGAUUGCGCUAUGAGCUUUCCGCUCUUUCGCCCGGCUGCGGCACCUUUGGACAACGCCAGACACGAUUCAUCGUCAAAUGUCCCGACCUCUAAACCUUGUACAUCCGUCUCACUCACAUACGAGUAUGCAGCUCCGAUUGAAAAUACGCAAUCCUGUAGUUUCACCUCAUCAAUCCCGCCGCUCAACCUCCAACCGCCGUGGACUGUACUACUCGCUGCGCCCCUCACCCAUCCCACACCAUCCUCAUGUCCAUAGCCCACAAUCGAACGAACCAAGGAAGUAAGCCUGAUACCCACCUCUGUCAAAACAAACACUCUCCACUACUCAAACGAAUUACUCCAUCGUCGGCCAAGGAAGCACCGCCCUUUGUAGCAGGCGUAUCCCAGCGACACUCCCGCCGCAAAACGCCGGAGCUCGACUCGCUGGAAGCCCCGAGAGCGGCGCCUUUUUUCGGAUCGAGGACAUGGGC
Molecule: messenger RNA, 792 nt
Organism: Colletotrichum godetiae
Lineage: Eukaryota; Fungi; Ascomycota; Sordariomycetes; Glomerellales; Glomerellaceae
Exons: 3
Coding region: 180-578 (132 amino acids)
Source: RefSeq, a predicted model, not a curated record